AUGUCACAGAAUGGUCACCCUGCAAUUCUAUUCUUCGAUGUCUUGGGGACAAUUGUGGAAUGGAGAUUUUGCAUCGCCAAGCAACUGAAUGCCGCAGCUCAAGAGAUCCUUCAGGAUCAAACUCGAUCUCUAAGUGCAGAUGUGCGAAAACGCGUCUCUGACAUGUCUACUUCAAGUUGGAGGGAGAUUUCCGAGGAGUGGCAUCACGCAUAUAUGAACUUCGGAGACAAUUACGAUACAUCUCAGCCCUUUGUCUCAGUAGAUGAACACAACCGUCUAUCCUUGGAAAAUAUUCUUACGAAACGGCGUCUCCGGGAUUUAUUCAAUGACGACGAUCUCCAAAAUUUAACACUCGCUUGGCAUCGACUUGACUCAUACUCUGACAGUGUCCCCGGCCUUGCGCUGCUGAACACUAAAUUCCCGACGUCUACAUUAUCAAACGGCAAUGUGAAGUUACUUGAGGAUCUACAGAAACACAAUUCCUUGCCCUUCAAGCAUCUUACCAGUGCCGAGCAUUUUGGCGCUUACAAGCCAUUUGGGGUUGAGAAUUCGCAAUGCUGUCUUGUUGCGGCCCAUCUUGAGGACUUGCAGGCUGCUAAGAAAUGUGGGUUUCAGACGAUUUAUCUGGAGAGAGAGUUGGAAGAGGCUUGGGAUAGUGAAGGCGUUGCACGGGCUAGAGAAGAUGAGGUUGUUGAUCAUUGGAUCGGAGUUGGAGGGUUAGGUCUUAUUGAAGUUGCGAAAUACUUCGAUAUCUCGGAGGAAUAG
This is a messenger RNA of Penicillium cosmopolitanum, 765 nucleotides long. Its product is annotated as Haloacid dehalogenase type II. The record is from RefSeq and is a predicted model, not a curated record. The transcript is spliced from 2 exons. The coding region runs from base 1 to 765 and encodes 254 amino acids. NCBI's taxonomy places the organism in Eukaryota, Fungi, Ascomycota, Eurotiomycetes, Eurotiales, Aspergillaceae.